Molecule: messenger RNA, 1097 nt
Organism: Spizellomyces punctatus DAOM BR117
Lineage: Eukaryota; Fungi; Chytridiomycota; Chytridiomycetes; Spizellomycetales; Spizellomycetaceae
Exons: 7
Coding region: 100-1020 (306 amino acids)
Source: RefSeq, a predicted model, not a curated record
AAGGUGCGAGAUCACACAUUUGAACCCUUUCAACAGCUCAACGGUCCGGCCCAUAACAGCUAUCCCGAGCCACCUCUUCACCCCGAUAAACUAAACAUUAUGCCAAAUCGGCCAACCCAGUCAGAGCUUCUUCAGUGGGCCGUAACACACACCACUGACGAGUCAUCGGCCAUUCCUGAGCGACCGGUUACAAGAGAACCUAUUGAUCCGAAGUGGAUUGAUGUAAUAUUGGGAAAAGACGAUGCGGUGAAGAUGAAGGAAUGUGUGGAGACCAUACGGGGUACUGAAAAGAGCCUUGACGAUAAAUUGGCUGCUUUUGAUGAAUUGGAAAUGCUCGUCGAAUCACUGGACAAUGCGAAUGAUCUGCGACCACUAAGUUUAUGGACUCCCAUAAUUGAUCAACUAUCAAGUCAAGAGCCCAAGAUGCGAAUGUACGCAGCAUGGGUGCUUGGAACCGCAGUGCAGAAUAAUCCCAGAUCGCAAACAGAUUUUCUGGAUUCUGGUGGUCUUGGGCCAAUUUUACGAGUCCUUGCAUCUGAUCCUGAUGAGGAGGUUCGCGCAAAGGCACUGUACUGUGUCUCUGGCGCUAUACGACACAACCGUGCCCUCUUUGAUGCCUUCGUUGAUGGCAAUGGCUUUAGAACACUUGCGUCAGUGGCUGGCGAUGCCAAUCCCGCACUACUAAAGAGGGUAGUCUUCUUAUGGCGGUCGCUGAUCGAACAAGAGGAACCAGAGGUAGCAUCCCGCGCUGUCCAAGCGGCACAGGAAAACGGGGUCCCUGCCAUGGCUUUGGAUCAGACGGCGGGUGAGACAGAAGAUGCAGACUUGGUGGAGAAGUGCUUGGAAUUGCUUUUCACUCUUGUCACCAAGUACCGCAGCACACUACUCAUCGAUCUGUUGGUCCGAAUAAGAGACGAAAUCAUACCUAUUGUUCGAGAGCGGUUUGGGCCUCAAAGCCACUCGGGCAUGGUAUCAUUAGACCUGAUCAAACAGCUGGAAGAAGCAUUAGAGGCCAUUUAACUUGCUGCCUUGUGAUGGGCAUAUGUAUAUUUAAUCCUUUUGUUGAUAAUCUCACUUUUGCGUAUCUGCACAUGACA